Molecule: messenger RNA, 817 nt
Organism: Capsicum annuum
Lineage: Eukaryota; Viridiplantae; Streptophyta; Magnoliopsida; Solanales; Solanaceae
Exons: 2
Coding region: 12-623 (203 amino acids)
Source: RefSeq, a predicted model, not a curated record
ACUAGAUUUUUAUGAAAAUAAUUAAAAGACAGAAAUACCCACUACUGCAGUAUAACAAGCUUCAACCUCCAAAAUUUUCUUUGAGUCAUUCAAUUUUCCCACAAAUAAAAAGUAUGUCAGAUGAGGAUAUUUCAGAAAGUUUCAGUGAAUGGGAGCGAAUCCCAUCUCCAUCAUCAAAUACAAGCAAUAAUAAUGAUACAAAAUUUUCCAGUGAAGAUGAGAUUCACAUAGCUGCUAUGGAAGAAGUAACUACUUUGCCACUGACUGAUAGUAAUAAUGAUGAGAACGGCGAAGGAAAUAAGUUGAAAAAGAAUUUAAGAGAAUUAAGUUGUUGGAUUGUUCAUAUUGCUUCGAAGAUCAGAAAUUAUGUUGCUACUAAAGUGGGAAUUGGAACUUUUACUUCUAGUAGAAGUAGAAUAUUAGCAGUGCUUUUGGUUUCCUUUUCUUAUUGGAUGAUAAAGAAGAAAUUGCGGAGGCAAAGACAGAUUGAUAGUACGUCUAGGGAACUUAUGCUUCUUAUACAAGAAAAAGACCAGAAAAUCGACCAGCUAUCGCUCCAAAUUAGCCGAAUGAAUGAGUCCCUACUAACACGGCGAAAAGUUCCAAUCCUUCAAGUAGGCUAAUAGAAUCACUAGCCGUUAAUUGUUUGCUGUGCAGACUUACAUGGAGCUAUCUCUUCUGCCAAUGGUUGUUUAUUUGAAAUCUAUAAAUCAAAAGUAUAUAUAUUUAAAGAAACCAGGAUACAUACUGUAACAACAAACAGAAGAUAUUUUAUCAGAAUUUGGUAUGGAAUAUCAUGUACUCUUUUUCAUUGCAA